AUCGGAUUCCAAUUUUUUGUUUCUUGUUUUUUUCUGAUUUCUUGAAACUCUCACACACACUCACUAUAGAAAAAAAGCACACAUUGUUCUUGCAAGACACGAUUUUUAUUUCUCAGUGUUAGAAAAAAAUACACGUCAUCAUAGUUUUUUUCUAAAAAAAAGGGGUGCUGGGGUGUAGUGUAGUGUAGAAUUGGAGUUUUAAUUUACAGAAAAAAAAAAAAGAAAGAAAAAAAAAAAAAGGAAAUUGGUAAAGGAGAAGUGAAGAAUGUUGGCUGGUUGUCCUUCUACAUUGCUGUCACCGAGACAUAGAUUAAGGAGUGAAGCUUGCCAUCACAGUAUUCCCACAAUGAGCACUCAGAGAUUGGAUUUACCUUGUACUACUUUCCCUCGUAAAGAUUCUUCGCGGGCCCCACCCGUUCGGCCCGUCGGCCUUUCCGUCGAGAAGCCCGUCGAAGCGAAGACUGUUGUCACCGGUUGUUCCAUUAAGCUUCGAGACAACAGAGACGAUUUCUGGGAGAAGAACAAGAAUCAGAACAAGAAGAAGAAGAGGUUUGCCGCGGAAGUGUCGUACGAAGACGACGACGAUUUGGACAAGAACUACAUGGACAGAGUGAAGAGGAAGAGAUGUAAUAACAAUAAUGCAGGAGAAGAAGAGCAGCAUCAGCAGCAGCAGCAUUUGAGUUUAGGUAGCGAGAGCUUUUGGUUCCAUCCCGGUUUUAUUAGUACGCCUCAAUUGCCGUUCUCUAUUUCGUGUUCGGCGGCGCAAGAAGACGAAGACGAGAAUCGAGUGUGUUUUGUGCCGAGCGAUGUCAUACUAGCACCGCCCCCUUUGCCCCCGUUGUCGAACAUUCCGUGGUUCCAAUGCAAGAAGAAUUUCGAGGGAGGCCCGACGUACAAGAAGGAAGCUUCCGGAUCAUCGUCGUCGACGAGUCUUUCAUCCGAGAGCGAUCGUGGUUUGGUUCUUAGCAAUCCAGUGGGGCGCGUUAUCGGCAAUGGAUCGUCUCCUUCGGGCCCGAGUGGGGCCCGCUCUCAACAAGUUUUGGCUGCUAAUCAAGAAAACAGCAACACGGAGGAAAACGAGUGUGUCGAGCUAAUCGACUUGCUCGUGACUUGCACCGAGCAAAUGGGGUCAAAGAACAUCGCCUCGGUCAACCAUUGCCUCGCUCGACUAGGUGCAAUCGCCUCCCCGCGUGGGCCCACGCCUACUCACCGUCUAGUCGCCUACUUCACCGAGGCCUUAUCCUUAAGAGCUGCCAGACUGUGGCCCCACAUCUUCCACGUCACUGCUCCCCGGGAGGAAGAAGAUGGCGGCACCACCGCGUUGAGGGCGUUGAACCAAGUCAGCCCGAUUCCGAAAUUCGUCCACUUCACAUCGAAUGAGAUUCUGUUGAGGGCGUUCGAGGGAAAAGACAGAGUCCACAUCAUCGAUUUCGACGUAAAGCAAGGGUUACAAUGGCCUAGCUUAUUCCAAAGCCUAGCUUCUAGAAGAAAUCCACCUAGCCAUGUAAGAAUCACGGGAGUUGGAGAAUCGAAGCAAGAGCUUAUCGAAACGGGAGAUAGGCUAUCGGGAUUUGCAGAUGCUUUGAAUAUUCCGUUCGAGUUCCAUCCGGUCGUUGAUCGAUUGGAAGAUGUACGGCUGUGGAUGCUCCACGUAAAAGAGAAGAAAGAAACCGUCGCCGUAAACUGCCUAUUUCAGCUCCACAAGAUGCUAUACGACACCACCACCACCGCCGCAGGAGGCGGUGGUGGUGCCGCCUUGAGAGACUUCUUGAGUUUGAUCAGGAGCACAAACGCCGAAGCAGUGGUUAUAGCCGAGCAAGAGGGGGCCCACAACGGGGUCGACUUGGAAUCUAGGGUUUCGAAUUCUUUAAAAUACUAUUCGGCUAUUUUCGACUCGGUCGAUCCGAGCCUUCCGUUGGAGAGCAAAGCGAGGAUCAAGAUCGAGGAAAUGUUCGGGAAAGAGAUAAGGAACAUUGUUGCUUGCGAGGGAAGGGAGAGGGUCGAGAGGCACGAGGGGUUCGACAGGUGGCGCGAGAUGAUCGGACGAGAGGGGUUCCGGUGCACGGGGAUCGAGGAGAGGGAGGUGCUUCAAGGGCAGAUGAUGCUGAAGAUGACGUACGGCGGAGACAACUAUAGUGUCGCGACGAGAGACGAAAACGGAGCGGCUUCGGUUAGUUUGAGUUGGUUGGAUCAGCCUUUGUAUACGGUUUCGGCUUGGAAGGCGGUUGAUUUCGAGGGAGGUUCGUCUUCGUCUUAUUCUCGGAUUGGUUGAUUUUGGAACCGCACAUUCGACAUUCGAUAUUCGGUUCGUUUUUUUAAUUUUUUUUAAAUAUAUAUAUACGUAGUACACGAUUUUUUUUUUCCCGGUUAUUACGGAGGGUAUUUUAGUCAUUCUUUGUAGGUGUAGAGGAAUUUGUUUUUAUGAUUCAUUAUUCUUUCAUUGAUAGAUAUAUGAUAUGAUGCAGAUAAUUAAGUGUUUGUAUUGAGGUAGAAUUCUUUAUUGUAUUCUUUGAUUCUUUUAUGUAAGAAGUCAUGUUUCAAGAUUCAAUUUUUAUAUGGUACACUUCUACUUCUGGUCUGAAUAAUAAUAUUGCUCGAGUAUUUUUGUUUA
This is a messenger RNA of Erythranthe guttata (spotted monkey flower), 2611 nucleotides long. Its product is annotated as GRAS family transcription factor. The record is from RefSeq and is a predicted model, not a curated record. Lineage: Eukaryota; Viridiplantae; Streptophyta; Magnoliopsida; Lamiales; Phrymaceae.